ACUCAAGUAAGUCGAAUUUAAAAACUCCAGGCUCACUGUGCGUCUUAAUGUAAAAUGGAAAGAUAUUUAGCUUUAUCAUAUUACUAUGUGGGAGCUUUAAAAUAACGCAGGCUUCACAAAAAUAUGCGUUAAAAGAAAUCAAUAAUACAUUUAUGUCCGUAUUUCAAACAUAUCACAAAAAUAUGAGCUCUUCAAAUGAACUUUUCCACUGGGAGGACUACAGCGUGUUAUCGGCUAUGUUACUGACAUCGUGUGCUAUCGGCGUAUUUUACGGAUACUUUGGAGAAAAACAAACAACAGGUGAUGACUUUUUAUUAGGCGGGUCAUCGAUGGGGACAUUGCCCACUGCUCUAAGUCUCGCUGCAAGUUUUAUAACAGCAAUAGAAUUACUGGGAAACCCGGCCGAAAUGUACAUGGCCGGUGCACAGUUUUGGAUGAUAUGUAUAGCAUUUGUAUGUGUUGUGCCUAUUGCGAGCAAUUUAUAUCUGCCAGUCUUUAUGAGGCUUAGGUUAACGUCGUGUUAUGAAUAUUUGGAAAUACGUUUCUGCAAAUCACUAAGAGUGUAUGCCAGUGCACUGUACAUAAUGCAAAUGAUAUUAUACACGGCGGUGGCCGUGUAUGCGCCGGCGCUUGCGCUAUCUGAUGUGACGGGUUUAAACACUUAUUUAGCAGUAUCUGUAGUAUACGUCGUAUGCAUUUUCUAUGCUUCACAGGGAGGAAUGAAAGCUGUAAUAAUGACAGACACGUUUCAGUCGGCAGUGCUAGUCGGUUCCUUGGCCGUAAUUUUAGCAAUGGGCAUUUCAAAUAUUGGCGGAAUGGAUAACGUCUGGGAACACGCUUGGAACACCAAUCGCCUCCAUUUCUUUGACAUGAGCUUUGACCCAACCAUACGACACUCGUUCUGGUCAGUUGUUAUCGGGGGUACGAUGUACUGGACCAGUAUGUUCUGCGCCAAUCAAGCCUCUGUGCAAAAAUACUUGGCGGUAGAGCAAAUAUGGCAAGUACGCGUAGCGCUUUGGAUGUCGGCGUUUAGCCUUAUCGCAGUAUAUUCAGUCAAUUUCAUCACUGGGGCCGUCCUUGCGGUCUACUACGCGGAUUGUGAUCCAAUUCAGGCUGGUACGAUCAACGCCGCCGACCGACUUCUGCCGUUGUACGUGAUGCAACAAUUGGGUGGAAUACACGGCGUUCCGGGAUUUUUCGUUGCGGGUAUCUUUGCUGCAAGCCUUGGGACGGUAGCAUCAGCUUUAAAUUCUCUAGCUGCGAUUGCAUGUGAAGAUUUCGUCACAGGGCUAUUUAACAUAACACUGCCAGAGAAUAAAGGAGCUUUUAUUGCUCGAUGGGUCUGCGUGGUGUGCGGCGUGGUUUCAUUCAUAUUGGUGUUCGCUGUAGAGCGGCUGGGGCCGGUAUUACAAUUGGCGCUUUCAUUUAAUGGCAUGACCGGGGGUGUGUCACUGGGACUUUUUUCUCUGGGCAUGCUGUUUCCGUGGGCGAAUGCUAAGGGAGCCAUCGCAGGCGGCAUAUUUGGGUUGCUAUUGGUGAUUGUCGCUGGAGGAGGAGCACAGCUUUCCCAGAUGCCAGCCCCCGAGUGCCGUUUUCCCACGGAAGGCUGUGACGCAUCGUUCAACUUAACAAUCACAGCUGAUACCUAUGAACAAUCUGAAGAGUAUCUAUUCUGGUUAUUCAGAGUAUCAUACUUAUGGUAUUCAGGAUUGGGCUUCAUUGCAACUAUAUUGAUUGGUUUAUUAGUAUCAAUAGCAACAGGCACAACCGAUCCCACGACUGUGCCAAUUGAUUUAAUAUCUCCACCUAUUGUGACGCUGCUAAACUCAUUACCUGUUAAACUGAAGAAAAAGUUGCAGAUACCGCCACGACUAGGUCUAGAACGACGACGAAGCUCCAGCGUCCGCCCUCCCAGUGUCGCAGAUGAUANAUGA
Manduca sexta (tobacco hornworm) is the source of this 1934-nucleotide messenger RNA. RefSeq names its product sodium-coupled monocarboxylate transporter 2-like. The record is from RefSeq and is a predicted model, not a curated record. Gene Ontology annotation, cellular component: membrane. Lineage: Eukaryota; Metazoa; Arthropoda; Insecta; Lepidoptera; Sphingidae. Gene Ontology annotation, molecular function: symporter activity. Gene Ontology annotation, biological process: sodium ion transport; transmembrane transport.